GGAAACAUUCCAUAUGAGGCCACAGAGGAGCAACUGAAAGACAUUUUUUCAGAAGUCGGGCUUGUUGUCAGCUUCAGGUAAGUGAGCAGUCUUAAGGCAACGUUCAACCUGCUUGAAACAAUUGCUGCUGUGCUCUAGGCAAUUCUUCUUCCUUUGUAAGCCUACACUAUUUUUCAGGUUAGUGUAUGAUAGGGAGACAGGCAAGCCAAAAGGAUAUGGCUUCUGUGAGUAUCAAGACCAGGAGACAGCCCUCAGUGCCAUGCGGAACCUGAACGGAAGAGAGUUCAGCGGCCGUGCUCUCCGUGUCGACAAUGCUGCUAGUGAGAAGAACAAAGAAGAGCUCAAGAGUAAGUAUGCACUGCAGUUCACUAUUUACCAUAAUGGAAAGUAAGCACUGCAGUGCACUAUUAACCACAAUGGAAAGUAAGCACCGCAGUGCACUAUUAACCACAACGGAAUUCACCACCACAUUGAUUGUGUUUACAUGCGCAGUAAUAACUCGAUAUUAAACUGAUUAUGGCAGUAGGCAGAUUAUGCAAUAGUCAUGUGAACACCUUGUUCUUAUCUUAAACCCUGUUUUCUGAGCGAUCUUUAGAAUUAUUAGGACAUGUAAACACCUUAAUUGGCGGUCCAGCGGUGUAUUUGAUCUGCGCAUGUGCAAGCACCAGCGGAGCGAGCCUCCCUCUUUAGCGCAAUUGAAGUGAGUUUGGAACAACUAAAUGAAUGCGUUUUAGAAGUAGUUCUCACAUACAAACUUUAUAUACCCAAAUUCAGAAUCAAAUAUGCUUCCCAAAAAUAACAUGGUCGCUGUCUUAGAAAAUGUAUUUUAAUUGGCGAUUUUCAGGUAGCCUGAUUUCAGAUGUGUCCAUGUAAACAGGAAUUCUUAGGGAAAUCGUUCUUCUUGCAGAGCAUGUCAACAUUUUCAUUGAACUAUACUGAACAAAAAUAGAAACGCAACAUGCAACAAUUUCAAAGAUUUUACUGAGUUUUACAUUUCAUAUAAGGAAAUCAGUCAAUUGAAAUAAAUUCAUUAGGCCCUAAUCUAUGGAUUUCACAUGACUGGGAAUACAAAUAUGCAUCUGUUGGUCACAGAUACCUUAAAAAAAAAAAGUAGGGGUGUGGAUCAGAAAACCAGUCAGUAUCUGGUGUGACCACCAUUUACUUCAUGCAGCGCAACACAUAUCCUUCACAUAGUUGAUCAGGCUGUUGAUUGUGGCCCGUGGAAUGUUGUCCCACUCCUUUUCAAUGGCUGUGCGAAGUUGAUGGAUAUUGGCAGGAACUGGAACACACUGUCGAUCCAGAGCAUCCCAAACAUGCUCAAUGGGUGACAUGUCUGGUGAGUAUGCAGGCCAUGGAAGAACUGCCACAUUUUCAGCUUCCAGGAAUUGUGUACAGAUCCUUGCGACAUGGGGCCGUGCAUUAUCAUGCUGAAACAUGAGGUGAUGGCAGCGGAUGAAUGGCACGACAAGGGGCCUCAUUCUCGUCACGUUAUCUCUGUGCAUUCAAAUUGCCCUUUGAUAAAAUGCAAUUGUGUUUGUUGUCCGUAGCUUCGCCAUACAUGCAAUGUUCCCUAAAAAUGUUUGGGGCACUGAGCAAAUUUUAGGUCAUGUGAGCGGAAACUUGAACAUUGUGAGAAUUUUGUGCAACUACAUUUACAUUUUUACAUUUAGCAGACGCUCUUAUCCAGAGCGACUUACAGUUAGUGAGUGCAUACAUUUUCAACUACACUGAGGAUGUACCCUUACAGUUUUAAACAGUAGCCAAUAGGCUAUUGUGGCUAUUUGAGCAUAAUGUAGGCCUACCAACAAAACCAAUGGCGCAAAUCCCAUAAUAUUUUCACAUGAAAAUAGCUUUUGAUUUCUAAGAUAUAGCCUACAGUAGCCUAUAUGUGGUGUUCAAUGCAGGCCUACAUUGCAUGAGACUUUUAAAAACCUUUUUACGUUAUGAAGGGCUUGACAUUAAUUCAUGAUUUUUUUUACUUGGUCUGUAGGUGACUGCAUUGUGUUGUAUGAUGCAAGAAACCACUUUUCAAAAUAAAAUGUAUUAUUAUUACCAUACAGAGAAUUAGACAAUGUAGGCUAGUCCUCUUGAACGCUCCCUCAUAACUUGAGACAUCUGUGGCAUUGUUGUGUGACAAAACUGCACAUUUUAGUGGCCUUUUAUUGUCCCCAGCACAAGGUGCACCUGUGUAAUGAUCAUGAUUUUAAUCAGCUUCUUGAUAUGCCACACCUGCCAGGUGGAUGGAUUAUCUUGGCAAAGAAGAAAUGCUCACUAACAGAGAUGUGAACAAAUUUGAGCACAAUAUUUGAGAGAAAUAAGCUUUUUGUGCGUAUGGAACAUUUAUGGAAUCUUUUAUUUCAGCUCAUGAAACAUGGGACAAGCAGUUGUUGCAUUUUAUAUUUUUGUUCAGUGUAUUAUAUUAAUCUGACAAUCCACAAUAAUUGCAUCAGUGUGUGCAUGUAACCAUACUCAAUGUAAAGUAUGCACUGCAGUGCACUAUUAACCACAAUGGAAAGUAUGCACUGCGGUAGAGGUGCACGGGACUGAUUUAUUCAUCCCACCCACAGCUUUUCAUACCGCACUCGCCCACACCUGCUGGCUUUCUGUCUGACUCCAUCCGCUACCACAAGAACUGGUCCCAAACCCAGCCGCAGUCCCACAAUGUUAUUUUAGGAGUAUGUGACGCAGCUGACUUGCCAGCCAUGGUCCCAGCAAUUUUUCACCCUAUAGGCAAAAUCGAAAUGAGCAAAAAUAACUGAUGAAAUGGGUUAAAUUCAGAGAUUCUCAUGUGGCCCAUUUAUAUUAGGCUAUCGGUAUUACUGGGCUAUAUCAGCCAAUAGGCUAGACGUAGUUUGAAGAGAGCAGAGUUGAAGAGACUUGUACUUUCUCUUGAGCUACAUUUUAUAACAAAAUCCAAUAAAAUUUUAUUUGUCACGUGCCGAAUACAACAAAUAUAGACUUUACCGUGAAAUGCUUACUUACGAGAUUUAAGAAGUAAGAAAAAUUUACGAAAUAAAAAAAGAAAUGGUAACACAAUAAAACAACAACAACGAGGCUAUAUACAAGUACCGGUACGGAGGUAAGUGACUAGGCAAUCAGGCUAUAUAAUAAACAGAGUAGCAGCAGUGUGUGUGUGUUGGAGUGUCAGUGUAGUAUGUGUGAGUGUUUGGGUAGAGUCCAGUGAGUGUGCAUAGAACUAGUGCAAGAUAGUCAGUGGCAAAAAAAAAAAAAGGGGGUCAAUGCAAAUAGUCCGGGUAGCCACUUGAUUGACUGUUCAGCAGCUUGGGGGUAGAAGCUGUAAAGGAGCCUUUUGGGCCCAGACUUGGCACUCCGGUACCGCUUGCUGUGCGGUAGCAGAGAGAACAGUCUGACUUCGGUGGCUGGAGUCUUUAGAAAAUGUUUAGGGCUUUCCUCUGACCGCCUGGUAUAGAGGUCCUGGAUGGCAGGGAGCUCGGCCCCAGUGAUGUACUGGGCUGUACGCGCCAUCCUCUGAAGCGCCUUGCAGUAGGAUAUCAAGCCGUUGCCAUAGCAAGCGGUGAUGCAGCCAGUCAAGAUGCUUUAAAUAGUGCCGCUGUAUAACUUUUUGAGGGUCUGAGGGCCCAUGCCAAAUAUUUUCAGCCUCCUGAGGGGAAAGAGGCAUUGUCGUGCCCUCUUCACGACUGUGUUGGUGUGUUUGGACCAUGAUAGGUCCUUUUAAUGAUGUGGACCCGAGGAACUUGAAGCUCUUGACCUGCUCCACUACAGCCCCAUCGAUGUGAAUGGGGGCGUGCUCUGCCCUCCAUUUCCUGUUGUCCACGAUCAGCUCCUUUGUCUUGCUGACGUUGAGGGAGGAGGUUGUUGUUCUGGCACCACUCUGCCAGGUCUCUGACCACCUCCCUAUAGGAUGUCUCAUUGUAGUCAGUGAUCAGGCAAACUUAAUGAUGGUGUUGGACUCGUACGUGUCCACAUAGUCGUGGGUGAACAGGGAGUACAGGAGGAGGCUUAGCACGCACCCCUGAGGGGCCCCAGUGUUGAGGGUAGGCUACCUUUUUAGGAGUGGGACGAUUUUCAGAUGGAGACAAAUAUGGGUGAUCAAUAUUUAUUUCUAGGCAAUGUAGUAAACAAUAAUAGCCUAAUUAUGUUUAGGAAGUACAUUUCCUUGGAAAGAUAACUGCCACUUGCUGCUUCGCCCAUGCAUAGGCUAUAGCCUACUCUGUUUAAUUGAGACCACACACGCACCUGAUCUCGCAGGUAUGGCUACUGAACUUGAAGCCGUAAGAAUGAUGAGAGCAGACACUUGCACUUUCUCUUGAGCUACGUUUUGCAUAUAGGAUAUAGCCUACCUUUUUUAGGAGGGUGAUCUGCAGGCAGAGACAAAUGAGUCAUCGAUCUUUAUUGAAAAUGUAAAGGUGUAACGCUCGCUCACCAUGGUAGCCUAUGCGUGUGUUGUGCCUUUUCACUGGUGAUCAAAUUAUUUGAUUGCACUUCAACUCACGUUGGUUGAGCGCCCUCCACUUCUUUCCAUUAUCAAAUAUUUAUUUACAGACACUAACCACAUUUCCAUCCAACCAUUUCAUGCGGAUUUACCUGAUGCAUGAGAAAAGUCAUGACCGGGCUGAUGGAAACAUGAAAUGCCAGUACAAUUUUAUAAAUGCCGAAUUUGUUAAUUCGACCUAGUGGGAUUUUGUUUUAAUUAUAUAUAUAUAUAUAUAUAUUAUUACAUUUUUUAGGGGGUAGAUCAGCUUUAAUAUUGCAGAUUGUAGCUUCCAUCAAUGUAGUUGUCUGCAUCACUUUUUGUGUCAGUAAAAUUAAUUAUGCGAGAAAUGCCGGUGGAAACGGCUUUAUGCGCCUUUAUUGAUAUCAAUCUACACACAAUACCCCAUAAUGACAAAGUGAAAAGAGGUUUGUAGAGAUUUUGCAAAUGUAUUACAAAUAAAAAAAACAGAUACCUUAUUUACAUAAGUAUUCAUACCCUUUGCUAUGAGACUUCUAAAUUGAGCUCCGGUGCAUCCUGUUUCCAUUGAUCAUCCUUUAGAUGUUUCUACAACUUGCUUGGAGUCAACCUGUGGUAAAUUCAAUUGAUUGGACAUGAUUUGGAAAGGCACACACCUGUCUAUAUAAGGUCCCACAGUUGAUAGUGCAUGUCAGAGCAAAAACCAAGCCAUGAGGUCGAAGGAAUUGUCCGUAGAGCUCUGAGACAGGAUUGAAUCGAGGCACAGACCUGGGGAAGGGUUCCAAAAAAUGUCUACAGCAUUGAAGGUCCCCAAGAACACAGUGGCCUCCAUCAUUCUUAAAUGGAAGAAGUUUGGAACCACCAACACUCUUCCUAGAGCUGGCCACCCGGCCAAACUGAGCAAUCGGGGGAGAAGGGCCUUGGUCAGGGAGGUGACUAAGAACCCGAUGGUCACACUGACAGAGCUCCAGAGGAUAACGACCCUAAGCACACAGCCAAAACAACGCAGGAGUGGCUUCGGGACAAGUCUCUGAAUGCCCUUGAGUGGCCCAACCAGAGCCGGACUUGAACCCAAUCGAACAUCUCUGGAGAGACCUGAAAAUAGCUGUGCAGAGACGCUCCCCAUCCAAACUGACAGAGCUUGAGAGGAUCUGCGGAGAAUAAAGGGAGAACUCUCCAAAUACAGGUGUGCCAAGCUUGUAGCGUCAUACCCAAGAAGACUCUAGGCUGUAAUCGCUGCCAAAGGUGCUUCAACAAAGUACUGAGUAAAGGGUCUGAAUACUUAUGUAAAUGUGAUGUUUCAGUUUAAAAAAUGUAAUACAUUUGCAAAAAAAUCCAAAAAUCUGUUUUUGCUUAGUCAUUAUGGGGUAUUGUGUGUAGAUUGAGGGAAAAAAACAAUUUAAUCCAUUUAAGAAUAAGGCUGUAAAGUAACAAUGUGGAAAAAGUCAAGGGGCCUGAAUACAGUCCGAAUGCACUGUAUAAUGCAACAGUUUUUGUGACAACCAUCAGUGCAGUUGAAAAUGAGAUGGAAACACAUUUAACUUGUAUUUUUUAUGGGGAUUUAACAGCAAAAGUUUUUGUGCACUACGUCAUCAUGCACAGCCGUUUUAUCUGCAAAAAGUAUGUUUGAUGGAAACGUCCCUGGUGGGAAAACGUGCAUGUUUUAUGCAGAUUUUAGAAUAUUCUCAUGAAAAUCUGUCGCAAAUUGGAGGGAAACCCAGCUACUGUUGGAAACUAUAGUCAAAUCAUAAUUUCAUUUCCUUGGCAAGAUAACUACCACUUGAAUCUCCGUCCAUGCAUAGGCAGCCUACUCUAUUUCAUUGAGACUAAACAUUCUAGGCGCACUUGAUCUCGCACGCCCACCUAGGAGAGGCAUGCUACUUAACUUGAAGCAGCGAAUUCUGAGUGUGUUAAUAAUGCGACAAAGAUGGGUUUUUAAUACAAUAGGUAGGCUAACGCAUGCAAAGCAGAAAGACGUCCGUUUGCAAAUAAUCUGCGGGACAACAAAAAUAUUUUCAUCCCAAAGUUGUCUGACCGCCCGCUCCCAACCGCAGCAUGAAACAUGCAGACCGCGUUGUAAUGAUCUGUCGGGACCCGCAGGUCUAUUGUCCCUCUACACCGCAGUGCACCAUUAACCACAAUGUAAAGUAUGCAUUGCAGUUCACUAUUAACCACAACAAACAACUGAAAAAGGGUUGGGACAUGUUUUGCUGCUUCUUAAUAAUUGGUAGAGAUUGAAGCUUUCAGCAUAACUCUUAGGACAUAACUCCUGUUGUCUCCUCCAGGUUUGGGGACGGGGGCCCCCAUCAUUGAGUCUCCCUACGGGGACAACAUAAUGCCAGACGAGGCUCCAGAGUCUAUAAGCAGAGCUGUGGCCAGUCUGCCCCCAGAGCAGAUGUUUGAGCUCAUGAAACAGAUGAAGGUGAGUUUUUCUCUACAGACUCCAGUUUCCUUGUAUUGAGAUUGUAUAUCAUCACAUCAUAGCAGGAUCGUCCAUGCAUAGACAGUCACUUGUGGAUAAAUUCAUUGGAAUACAUUGGACUCACAUUAUCAUGUGAUUUUCACCCUCCAGCUGUGUGUGCAAAACAGUCCCCAGGAGGCCAGGAACAUGCUUUUGCAAAACCCCCAGCUGGCCUUUGCCUUGCUCCAGGCCCAGGUGGUCAUGAGGAUCGUAGACCCUGAGAUUGCCUUGGUGAGACUUGGUUACUUGGAAGUACAGUAUCAUUCAACUUGGGUCAGUGCAAAUGCACACAAGUGAUAUGGGGUUAGGCGGAAGCCCCAGUGUUGUGGAUGUCUUACUGACUUUAGAGCAUAAUGGUUAAGAUUGUGUUCUUCAUAGACCUUGAGCAUUAAGUCAUUCAGAGAUAUUGUUGCACAUGUUGUCGUCAAGAGAAUUGUCAACGUUUAACAUGGAUGUUCCUCUGCUCAUUUGACCUCUGCUGUAGAAAAUGCUUCACCGUCAAACCCCAGUGCAGCCAUUGGUUCCCAACAGUCAAGCUGGACCAGUGCCAGUGGCCAACCAGCCUAUUCCACCGCCCAAUGCGCCAGUCUCCCAGUCGCAGCCAAUGGUGAAUCCACUUUGGCAGACACGUAUAGCUAAUCGUUUAAUUUAUUAGGAUUUAGAUCAACUGAAGACCAUCUGUCGGUUUUCUACAUCUAUGAGGUCAACCUACACAAUCUCUAAAGCUAAAUCUAGGAUCUACAUUUUAAUAAUUAUUUAAUAAUUGUUGCAUGAUGCAUGUGUGCUGUUCCAUGUCCUAAUGUCUGGUUGUGUGUGGUCGUCAGCCGGGCAUGCACAUGAACGGAGCCCCCCAGAUGAUGCAGCCCCCUCCCAUGGGUGGAGGACCUGGGCCCAUGCCAGGGCAGGGACCGGUGGGACCACCAGGUAGACACUCAUUCUCUCACCCGUUGUCUCUCUCUCUCUCUCUCACUCACACACACACACACACAACCACACAACCAUAGACAGCCUCUCAGUAUCCAGAAGUCAAAGGAGCACCCCUGUUGUGCUUCACCUUGCCAUUUCACCCCAGGUGGGAUACAGCCACCGAUGGGAAUGCCUCAGGGAGGUCCCGUUCCUAUCGAUAGGGGACAAGGUAAUCUAACAUGCCUGUGUCUCCAGUUAAACUAGUUUUAAUGGCAUUACAAUCCAUCCACCCAUCCAUCCUUAGUUGGGGCUUCAAUUGAAGUAUUUGCCAGUUAAGUCUUCACAUUAUCACCAUGUUUUUCAGGUCAUUUGUCAAAACCGUUAGUCUCUUUUUUGGUUUUGUUUCCACCAUUUUCCAGUUUCCCAUUUUGCCCAUCUGCUUUAUUUUCAUGUCUUCCUUUCCUCCUGUGCAUGUCAUUACUCUUUGUUGACACUUGGUGGCAGAGGAAACUAGUGGUUUAAGUGCCUCAGGCCUGAGGCCAAAUCAGGUGGCUGAAAUGAUGAUAGCAUUGCAGUUAGAAAUAAUAGAUCAGACAUGAUUGUCCAACUAUGUAAAGAUUAGCUAGACUAUUUUUUUAGGGGAUGCUGAAGUACAUUUCUAUCUGCAAUAUACACUGCUCAAAAAAAUAAAGGGAACACUUAAACCACACAAUGUAACUCCAAGUCAAUCACACUUCUGUGAAAUCAAACUGUCCACUUAGGAAGCAACACUGAUUGACAAUAAAUGUCACAUGCUGUUGUGCAAAUGGAAUAGACAACAGGUGGAAAUUAUAGCCAAUUAGCAAGACACCCCCAAUAAAGGAGUGGUUCUGCAGGUGGUGACCACAGACCACUUCUCAGUUCCUAUGCUUCCUGGCUGAUGUUUUGGUCACUUUUGAAUGCUGGCGGUGCUUUCACUCUAGUGGUAGCAUGAGACGGAGUCUACAACCCACACAAGUGGCUCAGGUAGUGCAGCUCAUCCAGGAUGGCACAUCAAUGCGAACUGUGGCAAGAAGGUUUGCUGUGUCUGUCAGCGUAGUGUCCAGAGCAUGGAGGCGCUACCAGGAGACAGGCCAGUACAUCAGGAGACGUGGAGGAGGCCGUAGGAGGGCAACAGCCCAGCAGCAGGACCGCUACCACCUCCUUUGUGCAAGGAGGAGCAGGAGGAGCACUGCCAGAGCCCUGCAAAAUGACCUCCAGCAGGCCACAAAUGUGCGUGUCUGCUCAAACGGUCAGAAACAGACUCCAUGAGGGUGGUAUGAGGGCCCGACGUCCACAGGUGGGGGUUGUGCUUACAGCCCAACACCGUGCAGGACGUUUGGCAUUUGCCAGAGAACACCAAGAUUGGCAAAUUCGCCACUGGCGCCCUGUGCUCUUCAGAUGAAAGCAGGUUCACACUGAGCACAUGUGACAGACGUGACAGAGUCUGGAGACGCCGUGGAGAACGUUCUGCUGCCUGCAACAUCCUCCAGCAUGACCGGUUUGGCGGUGGGUCAGUCAUGGUGUGGGGUGGCAUUUCUUUGGGGGGCCGCACAGCCCUCCAUGUGCUCGCCAGAGGUAGCCUGACUGCCAUUAGGUACCGAGAUGAGAUCCACAGACCCCUUGUGAGACCAUAUGCUGGUGCGGUUGGCCCUGGGUUCCUCCUAAUGCAAGAGAAUGCUAAACCUCAUGUGGCUGGAGUGUGUCAGCAGUUCCUGCAAGAGGAAGGCAUUGAUGCUAUGGACUGGCCCGCCCGUUCCCCAGACCUGAAUCCAAUUGAGCACAUCUGGGACAUCAUGUCUCGCUCCAUCCACCAACGCCACGUUGCACCACAGACUGUCCAGGAGUUGGCGGAUGCUUUAGUCCAGGUCUGGGAGGAGAUCCCUCAGGAGACCAUCCGCCACCUCAUCAGGAGCAUGCCCAGGCGUUGUAGGGAGGUCAUACAGGCACGUGGAGGCCACACACACUACUGAGCCUCAUUUUGACUUGUUUUAAGGACAUUACAUCAAAGUUGGAUCAGCCUGUAGUGUGGUUUUCCACUUUAAUUUUGAGUGUGACUCCAAAUCCAGACCUCCAUGGGUUGAUACAUUUGAUUUCCAUUGAUCAUUUUUGUGUGAUUUUGUUGUCAGCACAUUCAACUAUGUAAAGAAAAAAGUAUUUCAUAAGAUUAUUUCAUUUAUUCAGAUCUAGGAUGUGUUAUUUUAGUGUUCCCUUUAUUUUUUUGAGCAGUGUAUAUUUUGGUACAUUUUAACCACUAAAUGCACCUCUGCCACCUCAUCCACUUCAGCCAUCCAUGUCAGUUAGGAUUUAGUGCUGCUUUUUGUGUGUUCUGAACUCCUGCUAUGAAGUCUGGAGGCUUCUCUGUCAGUGUGGCAUGCGAUGGUGCGCUCCUAUGUGUUGCUGCUUUGCUCUCUGAGUCGUGUGUCUCCUGUUUUUUUCACUUAAUGCUGGCUCAGGAAACCUCCAGCACUCUCCCGUAGGAUCGUCUGGGCAGGCUGCUAUCGAGCGACCUCAAGGUAUCACCCACACCCUAACCCCAGGCUCCGGCCUGCCUCCCCCCAGACUCCAGCCAAGCCAAUAGUGGUGUUAUGGGCUGCCUAUAGCCUAACAACCAAGACUGACGCUAUCAUUUCCAUAUGUUUGCUAUGUUACAUGUAAAACACGAGGAACACCUAUUGAGGGCACACGUUGCACAUCAAACUUAAGGAACAUCUCAUAAAAGCAGAAGUUAUAUCCUGUCAGAAUAAAUCAAUUUGGAUAAUUUUGAAAUGUAUUAUUAGUCUGACUGUUCAUCCAGGAUUGCAUACAAGGAAUUAUUGGUGUUUACUUCAGGCUAACGAAACCCAUUGUCCUAAAACCCUGUAAUCUCAUAGUUGGAGAGAGGAGUGUGGUGCAACCGCAAAUAUGAACAAUAGUCCCAAGAUAAAAGUGUGAUGAAUGAUUUGAGUGAUUGCCAAAGAAGGCCCACAUUUGUAAUCGCCUGUUAAAUUCCAUGAUGAGGAAUGGGAUUAAUACAUUUAUUGUAGCACAAAUCUAUUUGUAGACAGACUAGACUUCUGCUGCUUUUCCAAUUUCAUGAUGACACCCGUGGCUUUUUUUCAUGUGUCACUAACACAUGCCUCUUCUAUUGAUGUGACCGGUCCAACAAUACCAGACGUGCAAGACGCAAGUAGGCAAGCCAGUUGAAAACAGAACCUUUUCAAAUAUAUGCCGUGCUCCUUUUGUGUAAAGCUCCUUCAUUGGUACUUCCUUGUUGCUCCUCCCUGUCUGUGGUGUGAUGGUGACCUGUGGUUAGUGUGUGUCCUGUAGUGUCUGUAUGACCUAUGGGAGUCAUAGUGAAAUGAAAUCAUCAUGGUCUGAUGAGUGACAUGACCAUAGAAUUAGAAUUGUAGUUCUAUGGAUGCAUUACGGUGUAGUGAGUGAUGUUGUGUUCUGUGAUAGGUGUUGUCCCUCCUACAUGUCUAUAGCUGACUGAUGUGUCCCCCCCUCCCCCUCAGGACCAGGUGGUAUCCCCCCCAGAGGACUGCUUGGUGACGGCCCCAAUGACCCCCGAGGAGGAACCCUGCUCUCAGUCACAGGAGAGGUCAUCGAACCAAGGUGAGAGAAGAGCCAUCGUUGUUAGUGUAGUUUUACCGUCAUUGAAUUAAUCAGUUGCAUUCUUAUAGCACCUUUUUUAAAUGUCUGUGAAAAACUGGCUUAUUCUGUGUUCUUUGUGUCCAGUCGAGGAGGAGGCUUCAUCGGUGCCCCCCCACCACACCAGGGGCCCCCCAUGCACAUGAACCAGAUGGCUGGCGGGCCUCCUCCGGACAUGAGGCCACCCCACGACAUGAGAGGACCUCCUAUGGGUGAACCCAGAGGCAUGAUGGGAGAGCCCCGAGGACCCCCCAUGGGUGAACCCAGAGGCAUGAUGGGAGAGCCCCGAGGACCCCCCAUGGGUGAACCCAGAGGCAUGAUGGGAGAGCCCCGAGGACCCCCCAUGGGUGAACCCAGAGGCAUGAUGGGAGAGCCCCGAGGACCCCCCAUGGGUGAACCCAGAGGCAUGAUGGGAGAGCCCCGAGGACCCCCCAUGGGUGAACCCAGAGGCAUGAUGGGAGAGCCCCGAGGACCCCCCAUGGGUGAACCCAGAGGCAUGAUGGGAGAGCCCCGAGGACCCCCCAUGAUGGAGCCCAGGGGACCCCCCAUGGAGACCAGAGGUAACCACAUCACAGUAUUAACAUCAAGUCCAAUUAAGUCUCUCUUAGCAGACAUUUUAUAAGAAGCUUUAUUGCCAUCAUUUAGAACUGUGUGCAAAACAGGUGGAAAAGCUCCUGUGCUUAGACUAGUUAGAUCAGAUCAGUAAUGAGUAAUCACGUGAGGAAUGGCUGUUGUUUCUAAAGGUCGCGACCCCAGAGCGGUGGACACACGUGGACCAGUGUCAGGCCAGAGGGUUCCCAUGGCCCAAGGAAUGCAGGGUCCCCCCCCUCACUCCAUGAAUCCUAAUGCCCCUCCACCUGCCAGACCGGUACGCCUACCUACAGCAAAUGUCUUUACUACAUUAGGUCUUCACUUGUCAAUGAAAACAGUUGUAAUAACUGUUUGUGGUUUUUUUCAGGGUCCUGGUGUACCACAGUCCGGAGGUAGCUUCAGCCCAGGGCAAAGCCAGGUGACCUCACAGGACCAUGAGAAGGUGGGUUUGUCAUGUCACCGUUGUGUCACGAUUAACUUUCAGUUUCACCUUAAAAUGCCUGGCUCGAUACUAGAAGAUAUUGGCUCAGAUUUAGUGUCGGCUGUCUAGAGAAAAUGGAGCAUCAAGUGCCUUCAGAAAGUAUUCACACCUUGACUUUUCCCACAUUUUGUUGUUACAAAGUGGGAUUAAAAGGAUAUGUGUGUGUAUGGAUGUAUAUGUGUGUGUGUGUGUGUGUGUAUGUAUGUAUGUAUGUACAGUGAGGGGAAAAAAGUAUUUGAUCCCCUGCUGAUUUUGUACGUUUGCCCACUGACAAAGAAAUGAUCAGUCUAUAAUUUUAAUGGUAGGUUUAUUUGAACAGUGAGAGACAUAAUAACAACAAAAAAAUCCAGAAAAACGCAUGUGAAUGGUGCUUGCCUACGGAGCUGUGAGGGGAACGGCACCUCCAUACUUUCAGGCUCUGAUCAGUCCCUACACCCAAACAAGGGCAUUGCGUUCAUCCACAUCUGGCCUGCUGGCCCCCCUACCUCUGCGGAAGCACAGUUCCCGCUCAGCCCAGUCAAAACUGUUCGCUGCUCUGGCACCCCAAUGGUGGAACAAGCUCCCUCACGACGCCAGGACAGCGGAGUCACUCACCACCUUCCGGAGACACUUGAAACCCUACCUCUUUAAGGAAUACCUGUGAUAGGAUAAAGUGAUCCUUCUACCCCCCCCUUACCCCACCCCAAAGAAGAAAAAAAACAUUGUAAAUUGGUUAUCCCACUGGCUAUAAGGUAAAUGCACCAAUUUGUAAGUCGCUCUGGAUAAGAGUGUCUGCUAAAUGACGUAAAUGUAAAUAUGUCAAAAAUAUUAUAAAUUGAUUUGCAUUUUAAUGAGGGAAAUAGGUAUUUGACCCCUCUGCAAAACAUGACUUAGUACUUGGUGGCAAAACCCUUGUUGGCAAUCACAGAGGUCAGACGUUUCUUGUAGUUGGCCACCAGGUUUGCACACAUCUCAGGAGGGAUUUUGUCCCACUCCUCUUUGCAGAUCUUCUCCAAGUCAUUAAGGUUUCGAGGCUGACGUUUGGCAACUCGAACCUUCAGCUCCCUCCACAGAUUUUCUAUGGGAUUAAGGUCUGGUGACUGGCUAGGCCACUCCAGGACCUUAAUGUGCUUCUUCUUGAGCCACUCCUUUGUUGCCUUGGCCGUGUGUUUUGGGUCAUUGUCAUGCUGGAAUACCCAUCCACGACCCAUUUUCAAUGCCCUGGCUGAGGGAAGGAGGUUCUCACCCAAGAUUUGACGGUACAUGGCCCCGUCCAUCGUCCCUUUGAUGCGGUGAAGUUGUCCUGUCCCCUUAGCAGAAAAACGCCCCCAAAGCAUAAUGUUUCCACCUCCAUGUUUGACGGUGGGGAUGGUGUUCUUGGGGUCGGCGAGUUGAGUUGAUGCCAAAGAGCUCGAUUUUGGUCUCAUCUGACCACAACACUUUCACCCAGUUCUCCUCUGAAUCAAUCAGAUGUUCAUUGGCAAACUUCAGACGGGCCUGUAUAUGUGCUUUCUUGAGCAGGGGGAACUUGCGGGCGCUGCAGGAUUUCAGUCCUUCACGGCGUAGUGUGUUACCAAUUGUUUUCUUGGUGACUAUGGUCCCAGCUACCUUGAGAUCAUUGACAAGAUCCUCCCGUGUAGUUCUGGGCUGAUUCCUCACCGUUCUCAUGAUCAUUGCCACUCCACAAGGUGAGAUCUUGCAUGGAGCCCCAGGCCGAGGGAGAUUGACAGUUAUUUUGUGUUUCUUCCAUUUGCGAAUAAUCGCACCAACUGUUGUCACCUUCUCACCAAGCUGCUUGGCGAUGGUCUUGUAGCCCAUUCCAGCCUUGUGUAGGGCUACAAUCUUGUCCCUGACAUCCUUGGAGAGCUCUUUGGUCUUGGCCAUGGUGGAGAGUUUGGAAUCUGAUUGAUUGAUUGCUUCUGUGGACAGGUGUCUUUUAUACAGGUAACAAAAUGAGAUUAGGAGCACUCCCUUUAAGAGUGUGCUCCUAAUCUCAGCUUGUUACCUGUAUAAAAGACACCUGGGAGCCAGAAAUCUUUCUGAUUGAGAGGGGGUCAAAUACAUAUUUCCCUCAUUAAAUUGCAAAUCAUUUUUGACAUGCGUUUUUCUGGAUUUCUUUGUUGUUAUUCUGUCUCUCACUGUUCAAAUAAACCUACCAUUUAAAAUUAUAGAUUGAUCAUUUCUUUGUCAGUGGGCAAACGUACAAAAUCAGCAUGGGAUCAAAUACUUUUUUCCCUCACUGUGUAUGUGAGAAAAAACAUAUGGGGGAUUGGAAGUGAUGCAGACAAUUACAUUUCAAUCUGAUUAAAAAUGUAAAAGUCACCAUUGGCCUCAUGGUGAAAUCCCUGAGUGGUUUCCUUCCUCUCCGGCAAUUGAGUUAGAAAGGAUGCCUGAAUCUUUGUAGUGACUGGGUGUAUUGAUACACCAUCCAAAGUGGCAUUUAAUAACUUCACCAUGCUCAAAGGGAUAUUCAGUGUCUGCUUUUUUAUGUUUAUUUUACCCAUCUACCAAUAGGUGCCCUUCUUUGCGAGGCAUUGGAAAACCUCCCUGGUCUUUGUGGUUGAAUCUGUGUUUGAAAUUCACUGCUCGACUGAGGAAUCUUACAGAUAAUUAUAUGUGUGGGGUACAGACAUGAGGUAGUCAUUCAAAAAUAAUGUUUAAACACUAUUAUGACACUCAGUCUAUGUGACUUGUUAAGCACAUUUUUACUCCUGAACUUAUUAUUUAGGCUUGCCGUAACAAAGGGGUUGAAUACUUAUUGCCUCAAGACAUUAAGGCAGUUCAUUUUUUAAAUUAAUUUGUAAAGAAAAAUGAAACAAAUAAUUCCACGUUGAUAUUAUUGGUUAUUGUGUGUAGGCCAGUGACUAAUCACAAUGUAAUCAAUUUUAAAUUCAGGCUGUAACACAACAAAAUGUGGAUAAAGUCAAGGGGUGUGAAUACUUUCUGAAGGCACUGUAGAUACUCAAUGACAAGAAGCUUAAACCCCAGCUUUUAUCAAAAGUCUUAAAUGAAAGGUCUCCGUCUCCUAACCUGUCAGCAGUGUGGGGAGGAAGUUAUUGAGGAAUGGGAUGAGGACAUCUCAAGCACUUAGUUUUGUGGGGACAACUUGGAGCUCAGUGCUUUCCUUGGCUAGCUGAAGAGUAACAAAUAUAAGUCAGGGCAACAAAAGAACCAAUGCAUUAGCACCCAAUGCAAAGCCAUUCAUUUCAAUGCAAUAAUAACCAAUGGAAUGCACUACAUGACGUAAAUUAGUUAGUCCAUGGAAAAUCUGAACAUGUUCUGUGUAAACUAUUUGGAAAGAUCUGACUUUCCCUUUCCAUCCAAAUGCUGUGCUUUUGGAGGUAUUUUGGUUUUAACCUUACUGCCUGUCAAUAUCUGAUCUGAGAGCAGAGUGGCUCACUAGUGUCAUUUUUUUUUUUGCAGGCCGCCUUGAUCAUGCAGGUGCUGCAGCUGACCCCAGAACAGAUUGCCAUGCUGCCCCCAGAGCAGAGGCAGAGCAUCCUCAUCCUCAAAGAGCAGAUCCAGAAGACCGCCGGGGCGCCC
This is a messenger RNA of Coregonus sp. 'balchen', 16044 nucleotides long. NCBI's taxonomy places the organism in Eukaryota, Metazoa, Chordata, Actinopteri, Salmoniformes, Salmonidae. The record is from the annotation of a GenBank genome assembly.